Molecule: messenger RNA, 699 nt
Organism: Auanema sp. JU1783
Lineage: Eukaryota; Metazoa; Nematoda; Chromadorea; Rhabditida; Rhabditidae
Source: the annotation of a GenBank genome assembly
AUGCUGUUUGCUUCUGUCCUAUCUAUAUUAGCAUUUUACUCUGAAAACGAAUGUUUGCUUGUUCUGAAUGCAUGGACAUUUUUUUCAAUUUCAUUCGUAAUUUCCGUGAGUGUCUUUUAUGUCUUCAAAGAACAAGGCUCAUUUAACGAUGAGAACAUCGACAAGACGAAAUUGUCUCUAGGGAACAUUAUCCAAAGAAACUAUGGAGAAGAGCAUCAUCAUCUUCAAUUAUCCUUGAGUUCGUUUCAAUCAACGUAUCAGUGUUGUGGAUUGAACGGCGUUGAAGUGAAUCGUAAUGAUUGGACUCAAUCCACGUUUUUCCUGUCACAGUUGCAGUACCCUCGUGAUCGUGUGCCUCUAAGUUGCUGUAAAACAUGUGAAUCAUUACAAAAAGAAUGUGGAAAAAAUGUUGAACCCACAGAAGAAUGCACUAAAGCUUUACCGCUCUGUUCACUCACCAAAUUUGAAUAUGUUCAUCGUGAUGCUUGUCUAGGUCACAGCGUGGCAGAGAACUUAACAAUGUCGAUGUAUUUAAACACUAAUGGCUGCUUCAAUGUGAUGUACAACUCUAUUUCUUCUUAUUUGGACAACCAAUUCUAUUUAGGAUGGUCUCUUAUAAUUCUGACGACUUUGCAAUUUUUCUUACUCAUCUCAAUGUUUUCAAUUUUGAAAAAUGUUUCAAGUUUGAAUGAAUAUUGA